UCCGAAAAGAUUACGAGGAAACGGCUUCUACUGCCACUCCUCUUCUUGGCUUUGGGUGUCUGUGAAGCAAAUAGACGCUCUUUCGACACACGCUAGCAGCGGCACAGUUCACAACCUUCAACCUCUCAUGUUCACCGUGUGUCUUCAAUAUGUAUAAACAACCGUAUGAGGCACAUAUGCUGACGACAGUAUGUUUCCUCCUCGCAGCAAUUGGAACACUCACAACCGGCCUCCGUUUCUGGUCACGACGAGCACACGAGUCGAAGGCAGGCCUAGAAGACUGGCUGAUCUUGCCAGCACUCAUUUUCGCGUAUGGCGUCUUUGGCAUUGCAUUAUGGGGAACUUUCUCACACUCACUCGGCUACCCUGCGCCUCCACCCAAUGUACCUGGCCCUGGAGGGUUCAGGUAUUCUAUGUCUCCAGAGCAGAAAAACUUCAUGAUGAUUCAGUUUGUUAUGCAUCCGUUGUAUGCACUAUCAACAAGUCUCGUCAAACUUAGCAUUCUAUUCUUCUACAAAAGACUCUUUUGCACGCGAAGUAGACCGAAGUUCACUUAUUUAGUGUAUACCAUGGUCGCCAUUGUCUUGAUUUGGACCGUAGCCUACAUCUUCAGCCAGAUCUUUGCCUGCGGCAGCUCUGGUGUUGCGACUCGAUGGGACACCGUGGUUAACAUCAAUAGAAAAUGUCCACUGGCGGACAAUUUGUCUUUUGCGGCAUCCAUAGCAAGCUUCUUGACUGAUCUGAUCAUACUGGUCAUGCCAAUUCCAAAGAUCUGGGGUCUUCACAUGCGAACUCGUCAGAAGUUCUCGAUUGUUGGGGUGUUUAUGAUUGGGUCCUUGGCUACUGCCGCUUCCUUAGUACGACUUGUCAACUGGGUUAUAGUAUGGAAUGGACACUGGUCGUUCCCGGACGGUGAAUAUAUUGCCACUAUCGCUGUAACUUGGAUGGUCGUAGAGACGGGCGUCGGCCUUAUUGCAGCUAGCUUACUGACCUUGUCACCAUUGAUCCGCUACGCUUCGGCAGGAAGGAUAAUUCAGAGCAUUAGGAGCACAUUCUCCACGACUUCUCUUCGUUCGCGCGGAGAGGCUAGUGAAGGCAAUCGGAAAUAUAGCCGGGACGAGUCAUUCGUAAUGGAUAAGAGCCAUACCGGGAACACCAUCAUUGUGGAAACAGAUAUUGAGACCGGCUGGGGUAUACCACAUCAGAACGAUGCAAGCAUCGGACUGAAGGGGAUGCCAGCUGCUCACAUUCCUUCUUGACGUAUGUAUUGCUUAAGUUUUCGCACCUUGGGCGCUUGCCGCCGAGGGGAAUUACGUCGAGAGCUCUGACUAGAUGAAGUGAUAGAAUCAGUCUGACCUGCUGAUUUCCUGUUUAUAGCCAUCUUUGAAUAUGAAUCAUAUGACUCUAAAGCUCCAUGAAAUGUAGUGGCCAUAAAUGCCUUCUUAAUAGCAUAUCUGUCAAACAUAUCCCUAGCAAGAGGGCCAUGGUCGAAAGAGCAC
Pseudovirgaria hyperparasitica is the source of this 1499-nucleotide messenger RNA. RefSeq lists its product as uncharacterized. The transcript is spliced from 6 exons. The record is from RefSeq and is a predicted model, not a curated record. Bases 150 to 1259 code for a protein of 369 amino acids. Lineage: Eukaryota; Fungi; Ascomycota; Dothideomycetes; Acrospermales; Acrospermaceae.